This is a messenger RNA of Diaporthe citri, 669 nucleotides long. RefSeq lists its product as uncharacterized. NCBI's taxonomy places the organism in Eukaryota, Fungi, Ascomycota, Sordariomycetes, Diaporthales, Diaporthaceae. The transcript has 5 exons. The record is from RefSeq and is a predicted model, not a curated record. The coding region runs from base 1 to 669 and encodes 222 amino acids.
AUGCUGGCCUCACGGUUUCGGAUCGCAAGCCAAUUGCGCAGGUCAGUGGUGACCAGGAGCGUUACCACGCUGUCCAACAAUCCAGACAUUAAAGUCUUCCCCAACCCUGCGUCGCCCUCGGCAUCCUACCUGCUGACCUACCUGCCCGCGGAGCCGCCCAACCCGGGCCUGGCGGUCGGCACAACGACGAAGCUCCCGCCGACGCCGGGGUCGUUCCGCGAGAAUAGCCGCUUCCUGGGCAUCCUCAACGAGGUGCUCGCCGCCCACGCUCACCUCGACGCGGACCUCCGGGCCGCGGCCCAGGCGUUCGCGAGCCCCGGCGGGGUCAACCUCGGCGGCGGCAUGAUGAGGGGCCGGGGGAAGAGGAGGGGCGGCUCGGACGGCGCCGGGGGCGCGAGUGACCAGGGAGGAGCUGGGGGUGGAGGGGCUGGGGGGUGGGUGCACUUGAGUGAUAGGAGAAACCCGCCAGAUUUUGGGAGGAUUGCAUGGCCUGAGGACAUCUUUGGCAGUGUCCAGGUCGACAGCAAGGGGGAAAUCGAGGGCAAUUUCCAGGCCAGCGGGACCUACAGGAUAGUGACGAACGAGGGAAUACUGGGCUUGAGCCCCUUUUUGACCGAGAAGCUCAUUGCAAGGUUAUGGGAGGAGGAUAAGAAGGAGCGGAUAUCAUGA